Molecule: messenger RNA, 11504 nt
Organism: Dromiciops gliroides (monito del monte)
Lineage: Eukaryota; Metazoa; Chordata; Mammalia; Microbiotheria; Microbiotheriidae
Gene: KCNT1
Product: potassium sodium-activated channel subfamily T member 1
Exons: 31
Coding region: 393-4154 (1253 amino acids)
Biological process (GO): potassium ion transport
Cellular component (GO): membrane
Molecular function (GO): intracellular sodium-activated potassium channel activity
Source: RefSeq, a predicted model, not a curated record
GGUGAAGAGAAAGAAGAGGAGGCUCAGAACUCGGCUCCAUCCCCUUAGCUCCUUGCUCCCUUCAUCUUCACGCUUCCAUUUCUGCUCCGUGGAGGUGCCCACCCCCUAACACGCACACAUACUUCUCCAGCUCUUGUUCCCCAAACCCAUAGAGAAAGCACCCCUAACCCAUCUCUGUGUGAGGUUACUGGCUGCACUUGAUGAGAAGAGCUUGGAAGAGAAUCAACCAUCGCCAGCCUCCCCCACACCCCAGGGACAGGACCAUCACCCACCCCCAACCUCCAAGGUGCAGACUCCCUCUUCCCUCCCCAUUCUACAUGCACUACCCUGUCCCUGGACCCCACUCUUGACCCUGACCACCUAGAAUCCGGACUGCUGCUGUUGUCUCCCUGAUGCCGUUUUCAGAGGAGGAGAGGAGCUUGGAGGGAAUUUAUAAGUCCACAGCCUCGGGGCAGCCCCGGGCAACAGCCAUUGGCAGCAGUGUCUGCUCAGAGUGCUACACCAACCAGACCUUUGUCUUCGACGAUGGCCACGGUCGAGGCAGAUGCACCCCCAGGCUGCAGAGUGGUGGGAGCAGUGGUGGAGAAGGCAGCGGCAGCCGGAGCGGGGUCCUCCUGGACAUCUCCUCGCUAAAAAUGAAUGACAUGGACUCCGAGGUGCUCCCUUUGCCACCCCGAUACCGUUUCCGGGACCUCCUACUGGGAGACCAGUCAUUCCAGAACGACGACAGGGUACAAGUAGAGUUCUAUGUCAAUGAGAACACCUUCAAAGAGAGACUCAAGCUGUUCUUCAUAAAAAACCAAAGAUCCAGCCUGAGGAUCAGUUGUUCAACUUUUUCUCUAAAGCUGCUCACCUGUCUCCUGUACAUUGUCCGAGUCCUGCUCGAUGACCCAGUCCAGGGGAUUGGAUGCUGGGGCUGCUCCAAACAGAACUACACAGUAUUCAACCAGUCAUCACCAGAGAUCAAUUGGGCACCAAUCUUGUGGGUGGAGAGAAAAAUGACUCUCUGGGCACUUCAGGUGAUUUUCUUGAGACAAUGCCUCCUCAUCUAUCUCAGCUACAAGGGAAACAUUUGGGAACAGAUCUUCCGAGUUUCUUUCAUCUUGGAAAUGAUCAACACAGUACCAUUUAUCAUCACGAUUUUCUGGCCUCCCCUGCGGAAUUUAUUCAUCCCUGUUUUUCUGAACUGCUGGCUGGCCAAGUAUGCCUUGGAGAACAUGAUUAACGACUUCCACAGGGCCAUCCUAAGGACACAGUCUGCCAUGUUUAACCAAGUUCUGAUCCUCUUCUGUACCCUCUUGUGCCUCCUUUUUACUGGGACCUGUGGUAUUCAGCACCUAGAGAGAGCGGGUGACAACCUUUCUCUCCUCAAGUCUUUUUAUUUCUGCAUUGUCACCUUCUCCACUGUGGGCUAUGGAGAUGUAACCCCCAAAAUCUGGCCAUCUCAGCUCCUGGUGGUCAUCAUGAUCUGUGUGGCCUUAGUUGUGCUCCCACUCCAGUUUGAGGAGCUUGUCUACCUCUGGAUGGAGCGACAAAAGUCUGGGGGUAAUUACAGCCGCCACCGAGCCCAGACAGAGAAACAUGUCGUCCUUUGUGUCAGCUCUCUCAAGAUUGACCUCCUCAUGGACUUCCUGAAUGAAUUCUAUGCUCACCCUCGCCUCCAGGACUAUUAUGUGGUGAUCCUUUGCCCAACAGAGAUGGACAUUCAAGUGCGCCGGGUUCUACAGAUCCCUCUAUGGUCUCAGAGGGUGAUCUAUCUCCAGGGUUCAGCUCUGAAGGAUCAAGAUCUCAUGAGAGCCAAGAUGGAUAAUGGUGAGGCUUGCUUUAUCCUCAGCAGUAGGAAUGAGGUGGACCGAACAGCAGCGGACCACCAGACCAUCCUGAGAGCCUGGGCAGUAAAGGAUUUUGCUCCCAAUUGUCCCCUCUAUGUUCAGAUUUUGAAACCAGAGAAUAAGUUUCAUGUCAAAUUUGCUGACCAUGUUGUGUGUGAAGAGGAGUGUAAAUAUGCCAUGCUGGCCUUAAAUUGCAUUUGCCCAGCCACCUCCACGCUCAUCACCCUGCUGGUCCACACGUCCCGGGGACAGGAAGGUCAGGAUUCACCGGAGCAAUGGCAGCGGAUGUAUGGCCGAUGCUCAGGAAACGAAGUUUAUCAUAUCCGAAUGGGAGACAGCAAGUUCUUCAUGGAGUAUGAAGGCAAGAGCUUCACCUAUGCAGCCUUCCACGCCCACAAAAAAUAUGGUGUGUGCCUGAUCGGGCUGAAGCGGGAGGAGAAUAAAAGCAUCUUGCUGAACCCGGGCCCACGGCACAUCAUGGCCGCCUCUGACACCUGCUUCUAUAUCAACAUCACCAAGGAGGAGAACUCAGCCUUCAUCUUCAAACAGGAAGAAAAACAGAAGAGGCAGGGCUCCUCAGGGCGAGGCCUCUAUGAUGGACCCUCCCGGCUACCAGUGCAUAGCAUCAUUGCUUCCAUGGGUACAGUGGCCAUGGAUUUGCAGAGCACUGAUUGCCGACCCACAAAUAGCAGCAAACUCACACUGCCCACAGAAAAUGGUUCUAGCAGCCGCAGGCCUAGCAUCGCCCCAGUCCUGGAGCUAGCGGACAGCUCUUCCCUCCUCCCCUGUGACCUCCUCAGUGAUCAGUCAGAGGAUGAGAUGACACCAUCUGAUGAUGAAGGACUCACUGUGGUAGAGUAUGUGAAAGGUUACCCUCCCAACUCACCAUAUAUUGGAAGCUCUCCUACUCUGUGCCAUCUGCUCCCUGUGAAAGCUCCUUUCUGCUGCCUGAGAUUAGAUAAGGGCUGCAAGCACAACAGUUAUGAAGAUGCUAAGGCCUAUGGCUUUAAGAACAAAUUGAUCAUAGUUUCUGCAGAGACUGCUGGGAAUGGGUUGUAUAACUUCAUUGUUCCACUCCGGGCAUAUUACAGAUCUAGGAAGGAGUUAAAUCCAAUAGUUUUGCUUCUGGACAACAAGCCAGAUCACCACUUCCUUGAAGCCAUCUGCUGUUUCCCUAUGGUCUACUAUAUGGAAGGCUCAGUUGACAACCUGGAUAGCCUCCUACAGUGUGGUAUCAUAUACGCUGACAACCUGGUGGUGGUGGACAAGGAGAGCACCAUGAGUGCCGAAGAGGACUAUAUGGCAGACGCCAAGACCAUCGUGAAUGUGCAGACCAUGUUCCGGUUGUUCCCAAGUCUUAGCAUCAUCACGGAGUUGACCCACCCAUCAAACAUGCGGUUCAUGCAAUUCCGGGCCAAAGAUAGCUAUUCACUGGCCCUAUCUAAACUGGAAAAGAGGGAGAGAGAGAAUGGCUCCAAUCUGGCAUUCAUGUUCCGCCUCCCAUUUGCAGCAGGCAGAGUUUUUAGCAUUAGCAUGCUGGAUACUUUGCUGUACCAGUCAUUUGUGAAGGACUACAUGAUCUCAAUUACAAGGUUAUUGCUGGGUCUUGACACAACCCCAGGAUCAGGAUACCUCUGUGCCAUGAAGAUCACAGAGGAUGACCUGUGGAUCCGGACCUAUGGCCGCCUCUUUCAGAAGCUCUGUUCGUCCAGUGCUGAGAUCCCCAUUGGCAUCUAUAGAACAGAGUCUCACAUGUUUUCCACAUCGGAGCCUCAUGACCUCAGAGCCCAGUCCCAAAUCUCCGUUAAUGUGGAGGACUGUGAGGACACCAAGGAUGUAAAGGAGCCCUGGGGUAGUAGGUCUGGGAGUGGAACCAGUCAUCACCGCCCUCACCGCAACUCCUGCGCCAGCGACCAGUCCGAUCACCCCCUCCUCCGGCGCAAGAGCAUGCAGUGGGCCCGCCGUCUCAGCCGCAAAGGUCACAAGAACACGAGCAAAACAGCCGAAUGGAUCAACCAGCAACGCCUCAGCCUCUAUCGGCGCUCGGAGAGGCAGGAGUUGUCUGAGCUCGUCAAAAACCGAAUGAAACAUCUCGGGCUCCCCACCACAGGCUAUGAUGAGAUGAAUGACCACCAGAAUACACUGUCCUAUGUCCUCAUCAACCCUCCACCAGACACAAGGCUGGAACUGAAUGACAUUGUGUAUUUAAUUCGAUCAGAUCCUUUAGCUCAUGUAACCAAUGACACACACAGUCGGAAAAGCAGUUGCAGUAAUAAGUUGGACCCAAGCCACCCUGAGACACGAGAUGAGACACAGCUCUGAGGUCUACAGUGGCUGCCUCCGCUGCCACUAAUGCAUGGAACUUCCCAUCAUCUGGGUUCGCCUUUGGUUUGACUUUCUGGAGGCAGAAGAAACAGGCAAGGGGUAGAAUUCCCAAUGAUGACCCAUGGAACCUAUGGAGUGCUGAGCUGCUCUCCUGAGGACUCCAGAGUUAAUCUCCAUGGAGAAAAAAAAACAUACUGCAGCCAUCGUGGGGGAACCCCUUAGAAAGGAAGUUCCUUCACCUUCAAAACUACAGGGUGAGACCUCACCUGCCUGGAACAGCCAGGAGCUGUUGAAGUUAUUGUUUUUAACCUUUUUUUAAUUUUUAAACAUAUAUAAUAUAUGUAUCUCUACACAAGUGUACCGCAACUAGUGAAACCAUCCUGGCUGGGACAGAAAGGGAAUGCUUCAGAGCAAUAGCCUGGAGACAGCAAAAUGUAGAGAGCACAGUUUGUUCAAAGAAUCGACUAAAGAACUAUGCAGAGGGUGAAGCUCAGGGAGAGAGAAAGGAAGGUUAUAUCAGGUGGGAAGAAAUUGGUGUUGUGGUCUUGGGAACCAUUUACAAUGUCCUGAUAUGCCACCUGUCUCUGGCACAAGAAAAUGAGAGUUGAGAAGUUGGGGGGAGGGAAAAGGGGGGAAUAAAGAGUCAGAGUCAGAUAUUAGAGAACAAGCACUUUUGGAGUAGAGUUCUAUAUGACAUUGGCCAGGGAAAAUGCUGGGUCUCUCCUAAAAACAUGGGAAAGGAAAGCCUCAAAAAGCAGUCACAACAAGCUAAAAGAUACAAUAACCCAGAUGGGUGCACUAAGUCAGGUGAGCUGCCCAGUUCAGAAUCCUUGACACUGCUUGAUAGAUCAAAGGGCACUCACAGAAAGCUCUGUAAAUUACUUGGGAAGGAGGGCAGGGCACCCAGUGUAUAAGGUGCAAGACUUUUAAGACCUAAGGGAAGCUGGAUUGGAUUCUAUCAUUCCUAUUGUCUAAAUUUACAACUGAUAAUCUCAUUUAUGACCCCUCAGGCCUAAGAAAGUGAUUCCAUCUUCCUGCAGUAUGUGGGACUGACUUGUAAGAGAUGGAGUAGUGAUACUAACAAGGAGAACAGGAAUUGAUCAUCUAAUCCUAGAGUAGUGUCACUAAAGUCUUAGAAAGUCUCAUCUCCUUUCUCUCCUCUUUCUAACUGAUUCAGCCAAGCACUCCACUCUACUUCAAACUAGGAAAGUUAGUACCCCCAGCAUACAUAUUAAUGAAGGAAGUGCAAAAUCUUUUGAGUUCGUAUUAAGAGGAAGAGGAAGUAGGCCCCUGUGGAAAGCAUUAUAUUCUGGUGGCACUGGGGAGAUGUCCCCAGUAUGUCAAAAUGGAGAGCAAAAUCCUCCCCUUCUUUGGAAGGAAUUUGACUCACCACUCCCAAGAAUUUAUCAUACUUUUGACCUCUCUGUUGUGAGAGCUGGCAAGUUGUAGCCAGUUGUGUAUAUUUUCUUUUUUUUUUUUUUAGUUGUAUAUAUUUUCAAUAUGGAAAGAUUCUAAGACACAUGGUAGCUGAUACUUAUGGUUUGUUGGGUCAAUGGCAUUUCAUGAGAGAAGAGACAAAAGUUACAUAUUUUGUGUGCUUGUUAAACACACCGAAUUUUUAAGGUCUUGAAUGUUUCUUAGGAUGCCAGCAGGAAGAUGGAUGAAUGAGAUGACUUUAAACCCUACAUUAAAACAAAGGAAAAGAGGAAAGAAUAGUAUAAAGCACAAUUUCCACCCCAGAGUUGCUUAAUGAUUUCAAACUGUUAAGAAAACUUUCCAUUUAAACAUGAAAGGGACUGAGAUUCUGACUGACUUCAUUAUCAGGAAUUCCUGAGAUCCAUACAGGGAAUAAAUGUUUUAUUAGGCAUGUUGCUGGUUUUAAGAUCAGUGUUGGAUCCCUUCCAUUCCACUGAUAUUUACUAUUACUCUACUCUUGUUAAGCUAUAUUCCAGUUCUUUCAAGAAAAGUUUUAGUACUAGAACAAGGUAAUUCUUGGAAAGUUCACAAGCAUAUACGAACUCAUAUUUUUAGAAUUUUUUGACCCCAGUCCUCAUGAUACCUCAACCUCAACCCCAAAGACAGUGCUGUUUGCUCUUUUUAGUGAGAAGUUUUGUACUGGUCCUAUUGUUUGCCCUAGACUGCGUCAGGGUCAUUUCCCUGGGUCAUGUUUCAGGAUGUACUCUUUUGAGUCUGGGGUGGUGGCUGAAGGAGCAGGUUCAUGAAGACAGUGCUCAUACACCAACCCGGUCAAUUGGAAGCCUAGUAACUUGAGUCAGGUCAUGAUGAAAUAUACUUCCAGGUCCCUUGAGCUUGUUCAGAAUGGAUAUGGCUAUCUCUUGUGAAUUUCCUCUCCCCCAAAUCAGCACUGCUGCCUAGUUCUGACUCUGAUCCUGUGGAUUUUUUUAAAAUAAAAAGUAUAUAUUUUAUACGUAUUGACAUAUAUAUAUAUAUACACAUACAUAUAUAUACAUAUAUAUAUAUACAUAUAUAUAUAUAUAUAUAUAUCAGCCAUAGAUAAGCUUUGCUGCUAAGUGGAUCUCCUGUAUCAGGAGUCCUCAGGAGGGGAGCCUCUAGGCAGAACUUAAGACUCAGAUUUGUAAGAAAAUGGUCAUAUCUGUGAGUAGCUGCCCCUCUGGAGUAUAGAUGUCUCUAAUUACUUACCAAAGAACCUAGAGUUAAGACAGGCUCCUCUCUAUCAUAAUUACCAAUUUUCCAUGUUCUUAGUCAAAAUAAGGGAUCAUUCCUCAUUUCCAUUAUCACCUGUGUGGGCCAGCUAGUCUCUCAUACACUUGGAAGGGUGGAACAACAUAGUGCUGGGUAGUAAUAACAGUCAGCAAGCCAGAGAAAAGUGGAUUCAUUUGAAAUUGAGUUCAUAUGGGACUUAGUGGGAGGGUACAAAACCAGCAGCCCCAUCAACUGGAAACCCGAGGUCUUUCCUAGCAGUCCUUUCUUCUAGCAUUUUUUAUUUCCCCAUACACCUUCAAUGACUCAAUCAAUGAUCUCUUUAGCACCUAAGCACUGUGGAGAAGCACAAGCAUAAGACAAAGGGCCUAUUUGGGGUCUGGACCUGUGAUUUCAAUGAUAUAAGGAACUCCAGAUGAGCAAACUCAUUCUACCAAUAUGGGUUACCACCUUCCCUGAAACUGAAAAGUUUUGGUUGUCUAGAGCACUGAGAAAUUGUAAUUCACCAGGGUCUCACAGCCAACAUGUAACAGAGGCAUGAUUUGAAUCAGAGAGGUGCGUAAGCAGAGAACAACAAGAAAUGUGUUCAUAGAAAAGAAAAGAUAACUAACGAAACCAAGAAGGAUAGAAUCAGUCCCAAAGGAGGAGUUCAGAAGGGAAGGGAAGGCUGAAGCCGUGGGAAAAGGGCUUCACAAAGGUGAGACCUGACCUGGAUCUUUGAAAGAUGAAUAGGAUUUGAUGGGUGAAAGGAAGAGCCUCUUCAGCUGGGCUUUAGAAAGGUGCAUAUGAUUCAGACUGAUGGAGAGAAAGGAGAAAGACGUGAACAAAGGUCUAGAGGCAAAGACAAGCCUGGUUGAACUAGAGUAUUCCUUUUGGAGAGCACUAAUGUGUCUGAAAUUUGGGGGACCUUUAAGAUAAUAAUUACACACUUUCUUUAUAAGUUUAUUGAAAGGCCUGCUCUUUGGGCUACUGGAAUAAGCCAUAGGUUGUAAAUCUGCUUUUCUCCCAGGUUAUCACACUUCUGUAUUAUUUCCCAUGGGCAUUUCCAGAUCUACCCCAUCUCAUAUCAUUCCUCUGUAUCCAGGACCUAGGGAGUAAAAGAUCCUUGCCUCUUAUUCUCGCCAAUAUGUGCUAAGUUCCCUAUUUCUCAUUGCCUCCCCUUCCUUCUUCCCUUCUUCAGAAAAUGGGCGAUGGUGGUUAGUUUUUUCCCAAACACUUAAAAACAGACCCUUUGAUUGUCUGAAAAAGAGUAUCUUCUUUAGGAUAGAGGCAACCAGUUUACUUCCCUUCCUCCAAUGUGAGCACAGAGCCAUUCCUUCCUCAAAGCCAAUAUGAUGUCUUGUGGUGGAGCCAUAGGUCACUUUGCACACAGACUAAACUGGAAUUCAUUUCAGAGACAUUUCAUACCUCAAAACUGUUUAGAGCAGGCAUAAAGCUAUGAAAUGGCCACUUCCUAAAAGCCCAGCCACAAAGGUUUCUCAAGAGUGCCUGGAUUUCACCAGGGUGCAUCCCACAUUAAAGGUAAAUGGAUGCAGGGCAGCUAGGUGGCACAGUGGAUAGAGCACUGGCCCUGGAUUCAGGAAGACCUGAGUUCAAAUCCAGCCUCAGACACUUGACACUUACUAGCUGUGUGACCCUGGGUAAGUCACUUAACCCCAACUGCCUCACACACACACACACACACACACACACACACACACAAAGGUAAAUGGUUUAGUUCCUAGGCAAUGCUGCCCCCAAGAGUGUGGUGAUUUCUAUAUCAAAGUGUCACUCAUUGUUACCCUAUCUGGCCCCUUGUGAAACUAUUCUUACAAAGAUCAUUUUACAUUUUCAGAUCAAAGGAGAGGUGCCAAUAUUAAGUGCCUGAAAUUACUGUCAGGGAUACACUUAUGAGUUUGAGUAUUUUCAGGACCCAUUCUUCUCCACACCCACAAUUCCUCUCGGCCUUAGUUUCCUCAUCAACAAAUUGAUGUGUCCAGCUUGAUGAUGAUUACUGAGGUAAAUUAGCUCUAAAUUUUAUGGUCCGAUGAACCACACUCUCCCUUGCUCACAUGAAGAAGGAAAUUAUAACCUUUUCCUUCCCCAUUUCCUGUGUUUUCAAUGAAGCAGCACUUAGCUCUGGUCUUAUCAAGGUUUUGCUAUUAGGUUUGCUCAUUUUAAGAAGUUGAUGUCCUUUAAAAAAAAAAAGCCAAGUUCUUUCUGCCAGUCCUGAAGGAAGGGAUGCUAGGGGAGGAGGACUGUGUAAAAUGAUGUCCAAACAUUCAGAUUGCUGGCCUUCUUCCUGCAGAUAGCAGGCUUGUUGUAGGUAGGGCUGGAGGAGAUUCGUUUAGUUCAAUUUGGAGCCACAAAAGGAAAAUCAAACAGACUGGAUUGGGACCAGGUCAAAUAUAAUUUCACUUCAAAAAUACAAGAGGAGGGAAGUUGGGAGAGGAGGCAAUGAGAGACUGCAGUGGCUCGAAACAACAAACAUUGCAUUUUCCUGCGAUCGUGACCAUAACUGGAGCAGCACCCCCAGAAUACAUCCUGAGUUAUCAUCCAAAUAAACUGUACCACACCGAGAGGAAUCUCACAAAAAGGUUCAGCUGAAAGAUGCCAUAAGAAAAGCCAAUAAGAUUUUUGCACACUGGAAUGGAAAAAGCCAACAAGGCCAAUAAAGCUGCAUGCAGCACAACCUGAUAAGACAGCCUUCUGUGCCUCCUUUCACCAUUGUUGCCUUGCGAGAAUGCCAUGCAUGUAUGUAUAUAUGUUUGUGUAUGUGUGUACAUGUGUAUAUGUUUAUUAUAGGUAUUUUGUGCAUGUGUAUUGUGCAUAUUUGUGUGUGUGCAUAUGUAUAUUGUGUAUAUGUGUAAAUAUGUGUAUAUGUGUACUGUUAGCAUGUAUAUUGUGUGUAUAAAUGUGUGUAUGUGCGUAGAGGGCAAAGUGGAGAAGCAAGGACCACGUACCAGACAUGGGACAUAAGCCUUUGUGGGGAGGGAGUCAAGGUUUAAAUGAUGUCUGAGUACUAAUGCAUUCAUUUUCUCCAUAUAGUAAAAAACAAACAAACAAAAAAAACACCUCAGGAUUUUGGAAUGAUUGGGAAAAUAUGAAUCAUAGGCUAUUUCUGAGAAAAUUUUGGCCCUUUAAAACAAAAACUAUAAAUUGAUCCAAUGUUUAACAUGGUUCAUUGAUUUAGAGCUAAAAGGGGCCUUCCUUGGUGAUUGUCUAAUCCAACUCCCUUUUACAUAUGAGGAAACUGAGGCUAUAGAGGUUAAGAGUUGGUACCAAGUAAAUUUGUUGUUGUUGUUGAGUCACUUUUCAGUCAUGUCCAAUUCUUCAUGAGAACUUUGCCAUUUUCUUCUCCAGAUCAUUUUACAGAUGAGGAAACUUGAGGUAAACCAGGUUAAGUGACUUGCUCAGGGUCACACAGCUGAGGCCAGAUUUUAAUUCAGGGAAAUGAGUUUUUUCUGAUGCCAGACUGAGCACUCUAUCCAUUGAAACACCUAGCUCCCUACUCCCCCUACAAAGUAAAGGAUAUGUUUUAAUGAACAGAGAAGACUUAUUAAUGAACAUGUUGAUUAUUCCACACAGAUUCCUAUCCACAAAACUGUCCAACAAUGGAAACUGUUGUAUUAUAAGAGAAUCAUGAGUCAUAUACAAAGAAUGAUAGAAAAAUGAUUUAUGCUUCAAGUAGGGAUCAAACUACAGGAGGUCUCUUCCAAAUCCAUAAUCUAUGAUUUUGUUGCUAAAAAGCUUGAAUACUCAAUUUUCUGAAACCUUUUGUUUGUGUGUGUGUCUGUGUUUUUAUUGGUAUAACUCCCUUCUUCCCUUAGAGAAAAAUCUUUACUCAUAAAGAUCUAGAACUAUUGUACAACUUGGCAUUGGAGAGUACAUGGGCCAAUGAGAGAUUAAAUUACCUCAUCCAGGAUUAUAUAGCAAGUAGGUAUUAAAAAUGAGAUCUGAGCCCAAGUCUUUCACUGGUUCUCUAUCCAAUAUGGCAAUCAACCUCAAAGAAAUCUAUUUUACUAUAAGCAAAUGUUUUUUUCAAAUCCAGAAGCCUAAUAUGGUAGGGAAAGUACUGUACUUGGAGUCAGAUGAUCUAGGACCAAUGCCCUACUUUAAUAUUUACUAAUCAUGUGACCUUGGGUAAGUCACUUAACUCCUUUGAGUCUGUUUCCUUAUCAGUAAAAUAGAAAUAAUAACAGGUUUUACAUGGCUCGCUGUGGAGAGUGCUUUGCUAGGGAAAUGUAAGAUGUUUUUAUUAACUCAAGCAUGGCCAAUUUACCCAGAUUAGAGAGUGUGAAGUUGAAAGUGGCCUGUUUUUCACUGGAUUCAUGGAAAAUGAGUAUACCACACAUUCAAAAAAUUGUUUUCAAGAUCAUUUUCCAUCAAAUUUCUUGCUUAAUGAAGAUAAUUUUGCGUUUGUUUCUCCAGUACCUGAGACAGAAUAAGCACUUAAUGUUUGUUGAUUGAUUGAUAUUUAAUUGAAGAUAUGCAGUUUGAGGAGUAAGUUUGAGGGAGCUGAGUCCAAGAACCUCAUUUCUAUCCUUAGGUCUAGACAUAGGUCUAGACAAGAGUUUAUUUUUUUACAUAGUAUUUAAUUUUUCCCCAUUACAUGUAAAGACAAUUUUUAACAUUCAUUUAAAAAAAACUUGAAUUCCAAAUUUUCUCCCUCUUUCCCUACUUCAA